UCAGCUAAGAAUAUACAUCGUGUGUAGAACGAAGAUCAUUUCUUUCGCAAGUGAGAUGUCGAACUAUAAACAAAUAAUUUCCCUCUUGCCGUAGCAAAGUAGGGUAUGAGAAGUGUGUUCACGGAUGCGUGCGUGCAUGUCUGGUACAUAAACCGUGUCGAUCGUGUUUUCUUGGUGCAGGAAAAGAAUUUCCACUAGGUACCGGAUCGGAAAUAGUGUCAUGUUGAAAUCUCCAUUACACCAAAAGAGCAAUAAACCAAUCCUUUCCAUUCGACACUCGUCUACCCGUGAAGUGCGUCGAAGAUCAGGCAGAUAACGAUCGCCAUAGUAAAUGUUCGAUUAAAUUCCUCCCCUUCUCAUCAUGUUGCACCGAAUGAAGAAAGUGGAAAUGUCAUUUUAGGAUCGGAAAAUACAACUCAAGAAGAACGCAAAGCAGUCUUUCUCAAGACAGUCUUGCACACGACAGUAUCGUUUUAUGUUUUCUUAGCUCAUCCCUUUUUUAUUUGUGACGAUCUUACGAACAGCAACGCAAAGUGAAUGUGUGUGUGACGUUGUGCAUUUUGUGUAUCUUUUUAAACUUAUUUGUUGUGAUCAUCACGUUGCGUUGAUCGGUUUCUGUUUGGGCUUCCGGUUAUCUAAUUUUUCCACCAAAACAUCAGCAGCGGCCUCCGACAUGAAUCUUCGACAAGAUAGUCACACUGGCCACCCCGGGUGAUACGGUACCGCCCGUCUUGUGGCGUUCGCGACGAAAAGCCGGAUUGCACUUGCGCAGCAUAGAGGAGCCCCAGAGCAGAAUGCCCACCGAGCAGGGGGGCACAGUGGGGCUCGAUGCUACGUUGGGCUCUCGUGCUGGUGUCCCCCUGCCGCUACAGCUACCACCACACAGCAACCUCCACCAUCAUCACCCGCACCACAAUCUCCACCACGGUCACCAUCAUGCUAAUAGCAGCAGCAGUAGUAGUAGUCACCAUGCCCACAGCGCCUCCAACCAUCACCAUCACCACCAUCAUCAUCAUCACCAUCAGCAGCAACAGACGGGGACGCAGGGCAGUGGUGCGGCAGGAGCGCAAGGAGCUCCGCAGCAGGCCGGCGGGGCCGUUGUUGGGUAUGAUGCCGAGUUUGCCCGCAUGGAGUCGUGGCUGGACGAGAACCCAGAGUUCGUGCAGGAUUACUUCAUUCGCAAGGCGACCCGUAACAUGGUGGACGGAUGGCUCGUCUCGCACGCAACACCGGUGACCACGGCGGCCAACAGUGUGGACUCACCGACACAUGGCUCCAAUCAACCGAACUCGUCACGCGGCGGUUCUGGCGCGACAACACCCGUCAGGAAAAUAUCCGCUCACGAGUUUGAACGGGGUGGACUGCUAAAACCGAUCGUAAACACCAUUGAUGGUACGCCAACCUUCCUGAGCAUAAGCCCACAAAAUGAGUCCUCCGCUUCCGGUAGUAUCCAGUGUUGUCCGAAUGGUGUCGCGUACUGUGGGGCCAAUCUCCGACCACUUCGGCUAUCCCGUAACGAGCUGAAACAACUCGACGAACGGGAACUCAUAUUCGAGCUGGUGAAGGAUAUUUGCAACGAUCUCGACGUACGCUCGCUCUGUCACAAAAUCCUGCAAAAUGUGUCAAUUCUGCUGAAUGCCGAUCGUGGCUCCCUGUUCCUGGUGCAGGGCAAGAGCACCUGCGGUGGCGACAAUACCAAAAAAUGCUUAGUAUCGAAACUGUUUGAUGUAUGCUCCAACAGCACGCUUGAGGAGAUGGAGCAGCAGGACGAGGUAAAGGUGGCCUGGGGUACGGGCAUCGCUGGACACGUUGCCGAAAGUGGUGAACCUGUAAAUAUACCGGAUGCUUACCAGGAUGAACGUUUCAACCGGGAAAUCGAUGUACAAACUGGCUACCGUACAAAGGCGCUACUCUGCAUGCCAAUCAAGGAUGCGUCCGGAGACGUGGUUGGAGUCGCGCAAGUGAUAAACAAACAGGGUGAUCAGUGCUUUAGCACCGCCGAUGAGAAGAUAUUCUCGUCCUACCUGCAGUUCUGUGGUAUCGGGCUUCGGAAUGCGCAACUGUACGAAAAGUCACAGCUCGAGGUGAAGCGCAACCAGGUGCUGCUCGAUCUCGCCAGAAUGAUCUUCGAGGAGCAAAGCACCAUCGAGCAUAUGGUCUUUCGCAUUCUGACCCACAUGCAGAGCUUAAUACAAUGCCAAAGAGUGCAGAUCCUGCUGGUGCACGAAGCGUCAAAGGGUAGCUUUUCGCGAGUGUUCGACUUCGAAGCCAACGAUCUCAGCGGAGAUGACGGUGAUGCUCGCACGAGCCCGUUCGAGUCCCGCUUUCCGAUCAACGUCGGAAUUACUGGCUAUGUGGCAACAACUGGCGAGACUGUAAAUAUCUGCAAUGCGUACGAAAACGACAGGUUCGAUCCAAGUGUCGACGAAGGGCUCAACUUCCGCCACAAAACAAUUCUCUGCAUGGCGAUCAAGAAUUCAUUAAGUCAAAUUAUAGGUGUAAUACAGUUGAUCAACAAGUUCGAUGAUCUUACUUUUACCAAAAAUGAUGAGAACUUUGUCGAGGCGUUUGCCAUCUUCUGCGGUAUGGGCAUUCACAAUACGCACAUGUACGAGAAGGCAAUCAUUGCAAUGGCGAAGCAGAGCGUCACACUGGAAGUGUUGAGCUACCAUGCCUCAGCUACCAUCGAUGACGCGUACCGGUUACGGCAACUGAAAGUGCCAUCGUCGGCGUUCUUUAAGCUGCACGACUUCAAAUUCGACGAUCUGACACUGGACGACGACCACACGCUCAAGGCGUGCAUCCGAAUGUUCCUGGACCUGGAUCUGGUCGAGCGGUUUCACAUCGAGUACGAGGUGCUGUGUCGAUGGUUGCUGAGCGUAAAGAAGAACUACCGUAAUGUGACGUACCACAACUGGCGGCACGCAUUUAACGUGACGCAGAUGAUGUUUGCAAUCCUCACGUCGACGCAAUGGUGGAAGAUCUUUGGCGAGAUUGAGUGCCUUGCGCUGAUCAUAGCCUGCCUGUGCCACGAUCUGGAUCACCGUGGGACCAACAAUUCGUUCCAGAUCAAAGCCUCGUCACCGCUGGCUCAGCUCUACUCGACGUCCACGAUGGAACACCACCACUUCGACCAGUGUCUGAUGAUCAUUAACAGUCCCGGCAACCAAAUACUGUCCAAUAUGUCAUCGGAAGACUACAGUCGUGUGAUACGCGUACUGGAAGAUGCCAUCCUCUCCACUGAUCUAGCAGUUUAUUUCAGGAAACGUGGAGCAUUUUUGAAUUUAGUCGAACCGACCAUUGAAAUGAGUUCCUGGCAAGCGGAAGAACCACGAUCAUUGCUGCGCGCGAUGAGCAUGACCGUUUGCGAUCUGUCCGCCAUCACGAAACCGUGGGAGAUAGAGAAGCGUGUCGCCGAUCUGGUCAGCUCGGAGUUCUUCGAGCAGGGCGAUAUGGAGCGACAAGAGUUAAACAUCACACCUAUUGAUAUAAUGAAUCGAGAGAAGGAAGAUCAAUUGCCAAUGAUGCAAGUUGGCUUUAUAGACUCCAUCUGUAUACCUAUAUACGAGGCUUUUGCAACUUUAUCCGACAAACUGACCCCAUUGAUCGACGGUGUACUGGAGAACAAGAAGCACUGGAUCGAGGCGGCUCAAAGUGCAAAGGAUGCGUACGCAAACAAUAACAAUACGAGCGAAAACAAUAACAACAAUAAGAGCCGUUGUGCGGACCACACAGAGGACCACAGCGAGAGCGAAAGCGCUCGCAGCCCGCCCGGAUCACCAGCAAGUAAUGGAACCACGCGUAAGCUUUCCCUUGAACCUGAUUGUACUGAUAGUGGUCACCACCACAGUAUAGGUAGCCAAGAGUCCACCACUAAUAGUUGUAACAUAAAGGAGAAGAUCGUCGGCCGGUUAGGGGUUGAUCUCGCCUCAUCGCCACCGUACGCAGACAAACCGACAUCGUUUCUGGUGGUCGGUCAGAAGGGCAACGGAUGGGUGAACGGUGACAAGGUGCGACUCAUACGUCUGUCAUCAUCCGAUGGCAAAACGAGUGAACUACUGCUGGACGAACAGCUUCAACGGCAUCCAAUGGUGGACGAGGUGGACACUCUGCUGGACUAGAUGGGUGGAAAAACGCCCUCCGUGACUGUCUAAUGUCCUAACCCUGCUCCACUAAGACCAAAACGAUUGAUAAAUGUGAUUCGUCCUUUUGGUUAUUCCUCUUGGACCGCGAGAAAAACAAAACUCUGUAAAUUAGCCUAAUCCUGUCCAGCAUAUCCCAGGUAGCCUUGUUUUCUCAUUAAUUUUAGAUCGUUUCCCACUCUAUGACCUCUGCAAUUGUAUGUUAGUGGUAUGUUUUGUUUUGUUUUUAUUCUAUACCCGACCGCAAUGUCUCAACCAAUGGGAAAGCUAAUCUGCAAACGAAUUCUAUUUGUAUAACCAUUUCAAGCAUACGUUUGCGAAUGUGUAACACGCGUGAAGCUUUGAUUUAAAAUCGUACGCACACAUUAUAUUGUACUAUUCGUAAAGGUAUGUUGAGUGUAAAUAUUCUAGGUAAUUGUUUGUUAAUUGUUACACUUGUACGAUCAGGACUAGCAAAACCGGCACCCAAUCCCCUGAUAACUAGUUUCCCGACCCUCUGGGUGAUGCUAAUGCACAACUACUUGUAAUAUUCAGAUUAAUUGUUACGAUUACAGCCAGCCAACAACCAAUUUCUUACAGUAGAGUUCUAUUUUUAAACCGUACAUUUAGACGGGAACGAAACAAAAAAUAAGCGAGAAACCAUAACUUCAGCACUAGUCAGCAGAAUAAUUAUUUAAUGUUAACAUUUGGAGAGCUCGGUGUAUAGAAGGUGUACUCCCUUAACAAACAAGAAUCGCUGUGUGUACGUGUUUGAACGGCACACAACACAGCCUACGGCACGUAAUGAAAGAGAAAGCCAAAAACCGAAAGUCAAUGAUCUUGAAACAAAAAGGCAACAAGCAAGAAACCAUUGUGCACCGAUGUUCUAAUAUUAGUAAGGAAACAAUCCGGAAGGAGUAUUACUUGUUCUAUGGACCAUUAUAAUUAUGUACUUGUAUGAGAACAAACACGUGUUGUAGUUGUUCUGCGUAUUCGAGUCAACCUGCGUAACGUUCACUUUCUUUCUUUGCUCCCAUCUCACAACUGUGUCGUUUUGAAAGCGUGAUGACGAUUGGAUGUAAGUUUAGUGUCUCUGUAUGACUGUACGGCAGAAUCCUUCAUAGUAAUGACGUGAGGACAACGUGCGGGGUGUUUUUUUUAACAUUUCAAGAUGCACAACCAAUCAACCAACUGUUUCGUAGCAAUGGUAGUAAUUUAUUGUUAACAAUACCGAUGCCCCUUUACAAUCCCGAUAGUAGUAGUAAGUAACAUGGGAAACAUGUGUGAAUCGUCCCUAAACGUGAUGUUGAUCGUAUAACAUUUCUUCAAUGUGUCAUCAAUGUGUGGCCUCCACUCUCCCCUCCCUCCCUCCCUUCCCCAUCCAAAAUGAUUCGAUGUCGGUGUUGUGUAUAUUUGUGCGUGUGUGUGUUUAAAAUUGUUUUCCAAAUCGUUUAGAAAGCAGGCAAGGAAACACCUUCCUUUUAAUUAUAAUUUUGUCCUUGCUAUAAGCUCAUUGACUGGUUCAAAGUUGUUUACAAUUCUGCCUCGCAGAUGAAUCUAUCUUGUUUAAACAUACAAAAUUAUACUAUCAUACGCACACAAUAACACAAACACAAAACGAUUGAACCAUGCGAUUGCGAUUGUAAGCAAGCAACCAUUAUCUAGCAGAAAUGGCUUAUAAUAAAGUGUACUAUUUUUCUGAAGAU
Messenger RNA from Anopheles moucheti, 5827 nucleotides. RefSeq names its product dual 3',5'-cyclic-AMP and -GMP phosphodiesterase 11 (gene Pde11). The transcript has 16 exons. The record is from RefSeq and is a predicted model, not a curated record. The coding region runs from base 795 to 4121 and encodes 1108 amino acids. Gene Ontology annotation, molecular function: protein binding; 3',5'-cyclic-GMP phosphodiesterase activity; 3',5'-cyclic-AMP phosphodiesterase activity. Gene Ontology annotation, biological process: signal transduction. Lineage: Eukaryota; Metazoa; Arthropoda; Insecta; Diptera; Culicidae.